Penicillium salamii is the source of this 1314-nucleotide messenger RNA. Lineage: Eukaryota; Fungi; Ascomycota; Eurotiomycetes; Eurotiales; Aspergillaceae. The record is from the annotation of a GenBank genome assembly.
AUGGGAACCAUGGGGAGCUUCGCACAGAGCUUAGGGGGAUCGCAAUCCUCCUCGACGCCUCUAGAUCUCUCGGAGUUUCCUUCGCUAUCAGGAGCAUCACAACAGUCGCAGUCUCAGACUCCAGGUCAGCUAAUGUGGGCCAACGCAAGUCAACGCGCCGCUCAACAAACACCUGUUCAACGACAACAGCUCCCCUCGACCUCGCAAGCCCCCUCCCGCUCCUCUCAACCGCAAGGCCUCCCCACACCGCAACAAUCCCAACAACCGCAUGAUGAUAUGUUCCCCUCCGGUUCGCAAUUUGCCAACCGGCUCGAUGACUUCAGGAAUGGUGGGCAAGGUAUCAGUAGUCAACUGGGCGUAGGCGGCCAACCGCAGACAGGCAACAUCGAGGAAUUCCCUCCUCUGGGCCGAAACGCUGCUGCUGAGCUUCCUCUCGGACGGACUGGUGGUUUGAUGCAAGGCUCAGGAUUCGGAAACUAUGGAUCUGGGCCUUCGCGAUCACCAGUCAGCCAAGUGCCUAAUGGCAUUAUGGGACAAGAGAAAGAAGAAUUGGGCAACAAUGGGCUUCCCAGCCAACGAAACUUUAGUGAUCCACAGCAGCUCCAACAACGGCAGCCAGAAACCAGCGACAGCCAAGAUGUCUCCGGGGCACCCGCAAAUGCGGAACAACCGCCUCUUGCCCAGAUGAGCGAAAUCGACAGGUUUGGACUGGCCGGCCUGCUGCGUAUGAUUCACAGCGAAAGUCCCGACGUGGCCAGUCUCGCUGUCGGUCAAGACCUAAUGACAUUGGGAUUGGACCUGAACCAGGCGGAGUAUGAGACUCACAUCCCCCGUUUCCACGACAUUAUGCUAAACAUUCUCAGACCUUUGCACACGUCCUUUGCUUCUCCCUUUGUUUCGUCAAUGUCCGCUGUGCCCUUGGAACAAGAUUUCUCUCUUCCAGCCUGCUAUAAUGUUGCCAACAUUCAACCUCUCCAGUCUCGAAUCCCUGGAUUCAGCGACGAGACUCUCUUCUUCAUCUUCUACAGCCUACCCCGUGACAUCAUGCAGGAGCUUGUAGCCGAAGAACUGAUGGGACGCAAAUGGCGAUACCACAAGCUCGAACGCUGCUGGUUAACUCGCGAUGAAACAUACCCUGGACCCGUUGAUGUGGAACGUGGUGUCACAGAGCGUGGCGUGUACUUGCUCUGGGACCCUGCUACAUGGAAGAAGAUCCGACGUGAAUUCAUUCUUCGAUAUGAGGAUCUGGACAACCGUUUAGAUCCCAACCGAGGUGUUGCCCGACCAGUCGGCGUGCCGCAUCAUGCUUCAUGA